This is a messenger RNA of Syngnathus typhle (broad-nosed pipefish), 7720 nucleotides long. Its product is annotated as echinoderm microtubule-associated protein-like 6. Bases 821 to 6688 code for a protein of 1955 amino acids. Gene Ontology annotation, molecular function: microtubule binding. The record is from RefSeq and is a predicted model, not a curated record. NCBI's taxonomy places the organism in Eukaryota, Metazoa, Chordata, Actinopteri, Syngnathiformes, Syngnathidae. The transcript is spliced from 43 exons.
CUACCAGGCGUUGAAUCUGCCCUGGUUUCUAUGGAGACAGACGGGCCGUCGAUUUAGCCAUUGAAAAUGUCCCCUUCAUUUAGCCUCUCUUUUCAGCUCUAUGUGUGACACCUACCGGCACUUGUGCUUACAUGUUCUGAGUACCUACGAUGUUUUAAAAAGUUAUGAUAAGACACGGGCCCUGGAAACGAAUGCCGGUUUCAAAGUCGUGUGUCACGUGACCUGAUGCCCGGAGCUCUGGAAAUGACGUCAUGUAUCCUACCGGCCGGCCUUCGGAGGACGCAGCCUGUGAAUUUGGACACAGGGAGGGAGUGACAGCAUAGUCGUAGAUGAUGGCCACGCUUCAGCAUAAAAGCAUUUCGUUGAGACCGCUCACCGUGUUGAAAGCAACUUUGUGUGGAGUGCAAGAUUCAUCAAGAGAUUCGAAGCGCGCCCUCUUCUUUUUGCUUUGUUAUGUUUCGUUGCAUGGAUACUGGAUUUGCCAUUUUGGCAGGAUUCGUUUUAUUUUGAAGGGCGCUGCCCGGAUCUGGAGGUAUUAAUCUUCCCUUUUCCCUGCGCGCGGUCGGCGGGCUCAGUGAUCCGCCUUCCAUCGUCCUUGCUUGCCUCCUUCAAUUCCUUCGGUUCUCGGCUGUGAUUCUGACCCGAGGUUCUGGAACGGAGACUCCGGACGGACCGACGGAGGGAUGGCCGCUCUGGACCGCUGUCGUCUUCCUUUGGGCAGAACGUGAAGAUGCUGAUGACGUCAGAGACCACAGGGCAGCAGUCUUGACAGGAAGUCAUGGCAGGCACGGUGGCGAGAAGGCGCCCGUGAGCCUUUGCGAUGGCGGACAAGACGGCGCCGCGCUGCCAGCUAAGGCUGGAGUGGAUCCACGGCUACCGCGGCCACCAGUGCCGCAACAACCUCUUCUACACGGCCGGGAAGGAGCUGGUCUACUUUGUGGCCGGGGUGGGCGUGGUCUACAACGCCCGAGAGCACACCCAGAAGUUCUACUUGGGACACGACGACGACAUCAUCAGCCUGGCGCUGCAUCCUGACAAAGUGCAGGUGGCCACGGGUCAGGUAGGCAAGGAGCCGUACGUGUGCGUGUGGGACACCUACGCCAUGCAGACCGUCUCCAUCCUGCGCGACGCGCACACCCACGGCGUGGCCUGUUUGGCUUUCGACGCCGACGGACAGCGCCUGGCCUCGGUGGGUCUGGACGCCAAGAACACGGUGUGCGUGUGGGACUGGAGAAGAGGACGCGUCCUCGCCUCGGCCAGCGGACACUCGGACAGAAUCUUCGACGUGGCCUGGGACCCGCAGCUCUCGACGCGACUGGUCAGCUGCGGUGUCAAACACAUCAAGUUCUGGACUCUGUGCGGCAAUGCCCUGACGCCCAAACGUGGGAUCUUUGGCAAGACGGGCGACCUGCAGACCAUUUUGUGCGUGGCCACCGCCAAGGAGCAGACCACCUACUCGGGAGCGCUCAACGGAGACGUGUACGUGUGGAGGGGAGCGGCGCUGGUCCGGACCGUGCAGGCGGCGCACGCUGCAGGAAUCUUCAGCAUGCACGCCAGCGAGGAAGGUUUUGCCACGGGCGGACGGGACGGUUGCGUGCGCCUUUGGGACGUCGACUUCAAGCCCAUCACCAAAAUCGACUUGCGGGAAGCCGAGCAGGGCUACAAAGGUCUGUCCAUUCGCAGUGUGUGCUGGAAGGCCGAGCGCAUUCUGGCCGGGACGCAGGACAGCGAGAUCUUCGAGGUCAUGGUCCGCGACAGGGACAAACCGCUGCUGCUGAUGCAGGGCCACAGCGAGGGUGAGCUGUGGGGGCUGGACCUCCACCCCAAGCAACCCCUCGCCGUCACCGGCAGCGACGACCGAUCCGUGAGGCUGUGGAGCCUUCCCGACCACACGCUGCUGGCCCGCUGCAACAUGGAGGAGUCGGUGCGCAGCGUUUCUUUCAACAACGACGGCUCCCAGCUGGCUCUCGGCAUGAAGGACGGCUCCUUCACCGUCCUGCGAGUCAGGGACAUGACGGAGGUGGUGCACAUUAAGGACCGCAAGGAGGUGAUACACGAGCUCAAGUUCUCUCCGGACGGCUCCUUCUUAGCGGCGGGCUCCAACGACGGCGUGGUGGACAUCUAUGCCGUGGCGCAGCGCUUUAAAAAAGUGGGCGAGUGCGCCCGCUCCACCUCGUUCAUCACGCACCUGGACUGGUCGGUCGACUCCCGCUUCCUGCAAACCAACGACGGCGCCGGGGAGCGCCUCUUUUACCGGACGCCGGUAGGAAAGCCGGUGUCCGAGGAGGAGGCCAAGGGGGUCCAUUGGAUGACAUGGACCGGCGUGCUGGGCCCAGAAGUCAACGGCAUCUGGCCCAAAUACUCCAACGUGACCAGCGUCAACUCGGUGGACGCCAACUACAGCGGCGGCGUGCUGGCAGCCGGCGAUGACCUGGGCCUGGUCAAACUCUUCCGCUUCCCGUGCCACAAGAAAGGCGCCAAAUUCAAAAAGUAUGUGGGCCACUCGGCCCACGUCACCAACGUGCGCUGGUCCAGCGACCUGCAGUGGGUGCUCAGUACCGGGGGGGCCGACCACGCCGUCUUCCAGUGGCGCUUCCUGCCCGAGGGCAUCAUGAACGGCGUCCUGGAGCCCCUCCUCCAAGAAGGCUACGCCGACUCCAACAGCGGCGACUCCGACUCGGACGUGUCCGACGUGCCCGAGAUCGACUCGGACGUGGAGCAGGAAUCUCAGCGCAGCUACGAACGGCAGGUUUACAAGGAUGAUCUGCCCCAGCUGCGCGGGAAGCUGAUUGGUUCCCUGAAGAGGCAGAAAGCUCCGGAGGAGGCGCUUUGUCUGCAGUUUGUCCACGGGUACCGGGGCUUCGACUGCCGUAACAACCUGUUCUACAGUCAAACGGGCGAGGUGCUGUACCACGUGGCCGCCGUGGCCGUGGUCUACAACCGGCUGCAGCACACUCAGCGCUUCUAUCGGGGCCACGACGACGACAUCCUCAGCCUGGCCGUGCACCCCGUCAAAGACCUCGCCGCCAGCGCGCAGGUGGGCCGAGACCCGGCCAUGCACGUGUGGGACGUGGCCACUCUGAAAUGUCUGUCGCUUCUCCGAGGUCACCACAGCGCUGGCGUAUGCGCGCUGGACUUUAGCGCCGACGGCAAGGUUUUGGUUUCCGUCGGAAUGGACCAUUUCCACUCGGUGGUCAUCUGGGACUGGAAGAAGGGCGAGCGACUGGCCAAAAGCAGAGGUCACAAGGACAAAGUGUUUGUGGUAAAGAGCAACCCCUUCCGGGCGGACAAGCUGGUCACGCUGGGGACCAAGCACAUCAAGUUCUGGCAACACUCAGGCGGCGGUCUGACGUUCAAGCGCGGAAUCUUCGGCAACCUCGGCAAGCAGGAGACCAUGAUGACGGCGUGUUACGGCCGCUCCGAGGACUCGCUGUACUCAGGGGCCACCAACGGUGACGUUUACGUUUGGCGGGAAACCACGCUGCUCAAGACUGUCAAGGCCCACGACGGGCCCGUCUUCGCCAUGUGUUCCCUGGAUAAGGGUUUCGUGACAGGCGGCAAGGACGGUGUGGUGGAACUGUGGGACGACGCCUUUGAAAGAUGUCUGAAGACCUACGCCAUCAAGAGGGCGCUUCUGUCCCCCUCGUCCAAAGGACUGCUGCUGGAAGACAACCCGUCCAUCCGAGCCAUCGCGCUGGGUCACGGCCACAUUCUCGUAGGCACCAAGAACGGAGAAAUUCUGGAGAUUGACAAGAGCGGGCCCAUGACCCUGCUGGUCCAGGGUCACAUGGAGGGCGAGGUGUGGGGUUUGGCCGCCCAUCCGCUGCUGCCCAUCUGCGCCACUGUCAGCGAUGACAAAACCCUGAGGAUGUGGGAACUGUCGGCCAAUCACCGAAUGGUGGCCGUGCGCAAGCUGAAGAAAGGCGGGCGCUGCUGCGCCUUCUCUCCCGACGGCAAAGCUCUGGCGGUGGGCCUGAACGACGGUAGCUUCCUGGUGGUCAAUGCCGACACGCUGGAAGACAUGGUGAGCUUCCACCACCGCAGGGAGCUCAUCUCCGACAUCCGCUUCUCCCCAGGCGCUGGCAAGUACCUGGCCGUGGCUUCCCACGAUUCCUUUGUGGACGUCUACAAUGUGCUGACCAGCAAGAGAGUGGGCAUCUGCAAAGGAGCCGCGAGCGUCGUCACUCACCUGGACUGGGACUCCAGAGGAAAACUUGUGCGUGUCAACACGGGAACCAAAGAGCAGCUCUUCUUUGAGGCCCCUCGAGGACGCCAGCAGACCAUCGAAGCGGCCGAGCUUGCCAAGCUGGAGUGGGCCAGCUGGACUUCGGUUCUGGGUCCCAGCUGCGAGGGCAUCUGGCCCCCGUUCGGCUUCGUCAAUGCGGCGGCGCUCACCAAAGACGGGAAAGUGCUGGCCAGCGGGGACGACUUUGGCUUCCUGAAGCUCUUCGGCUUCCCGUGCGGGGGUCAGUUCUCCAAGUUCAAGAAGUACGCAGGCCACAGCAUCAACGUGACCAACGUCCGCUGGUCCAACGACGACGCGCUGCUGCUGUCGGUGGGCGGGGCCGACACGGCGCUCAUGAUUUGGAGCAGGGAGCCUCCGGGUCACAAGGAGAACCAAGCGGCCGACAGUGAAGAGUCCGACGACGACGCAGAGGAAGACGGAGGCUACGACAGCGAUGUGGCUCGCGAGAGGGCCAUGGACUACGUGACCAAGGUCUACUCGGCCGGCAUCAGGAAGAUGACGGGGACCAAACCUCACCUGCAGUACAAGGAACCUGCCGUGGAAGAGAGAGCCCCGGUGAGUCGAGCCACUCCGCUGCCCGACAAGCUGAUGAGGAACCAGGUGUCCAAGAAGAGGAAAGCGGUAGAGGACCUCCGGCUGGAUCACGUCUUUGGCUACCGAGGCUCGGACUGCCGCAACAACCUGCACUACCUCAACGACGGCGCCGACAUUGUCUUCCACACGGCGGCUGCGGCCGUGGUGCAGAACCUGUCCUCGGGGACGCAGAGUUUCUAUCUGGAGCACACCGACGACAUCCUGUGCCUGACCGUCAACCAGCACCCCAAAUACCAAAACGUCAUCGCCACCGGGCAGAUCGGUGACAUUGCAGAGUUCCCAGGUUUGGCUCCAUCCAUCCACGUGUGGGACGCCGUGACCAAGCAGACCUUGUCCAUCCUGCGCUGCUCCCACACCAAAGGUGUGGGCUACGUCAACUUCAGCGCUACGGGGAAGCUGCUGCUGUCCGUGGGGGUGGAGCCCGAACAUGUCAUCAGCGUGUGGAGGUGGCAGGAAGGUGCCAGGGUGACCAGCAAAGGGGGCCACCCGGAGCGCAUCUUUGCCGUGGAGUUCCGACCGGACUCGGACAGCCAGUUUGUGUCGGUGGGCAUCAAGCACAUCAAGUUCUGGACUCUGGCGGGCGGCUCGCUCUUGUACAAGAAAGGCGUGCUGGGCGGCGUGGAAGACGGCCGCAUGCAGACCAUGUUGGCGGUGGCCUUUGGAGCCAACAACCUGACCUUCACCGGCGCCAUCAACGGCGACGUGUACGUGUGGCGGGAGCACUUCCUGGUGCGGGUGGUGGCCAAGGCGCACAGCGGGCCCGUCUUCAGCAUGUACACCACGCUGAGGGACGGACUCAUCGUCACGGGUGGAAAAGAACGUCCGACCAAGGAGGGUGGCGCCGUCAAACUUUGGGACCAGGAGAUGAAGCGGUGCCGAGCCUUUCAGCUGGAGACUGGCCAAGCUGUGGAGAACGUCCGCUCCGUCUGCAGAGGCAAGGGGAAGAUCCUGGUGGGAACCAAAGACGGCGAGAUCAUCGAAGUGGGCGAGAAGAACGCCGCCUCCAACACCAUGAUCAACGGACACACUCGGGGCGGCAUCUGGGGACUGGACGCGCACCCUUUCAAAGACGUCUUCAUCUCGGCCGGCGACGACGGUACCGUCCGCAUUUGGGACCUGGCCGAUAAGAAACUCCUGAACAAGGUGACCGUGGGCCACCCCGCCAAGUGUACCGCGUACAGCCCCAACGGAGAGAUGCUCGCCAUCGGCAUGGACAACGGAGAGUUCGUCAUCCUGCUGGUCAACUCGCUCACCGUGUGGGGGAAGAAGCGAGACCGCAGCGCCGCCGUCCAGGACGUCGGAUUUAGCCCAGACAACCGUUUCCUGGCGGUGGGGUGCGCCGAGAGUGCCGUGGACUUCUACGACCUGGCCCUGGGCUCCUCGCUCAACCGCGUGGGCUACUGCAAGGACAUCCCAGGCGGCGUCAUCCAGAUGGACUUCUCGGCCGACGGCCGGCGCAUCCAGGUGUCCACCAGUACCUACGCCCGGCAGGUGCAUGAGGUUCCUUCGGGCAAGAUGGUCGCCGACGCCUCCCUGACCGAGAGGAUCACCUGGGCCACUUGGACCAGCAUUCUGGGCGACGAGGUUCUGGGCGUUUGGCCUCGCAACGCCGACAAGGCCGACGUCAACUGCGCGUGCGUGGCCCGCGCCGGUCUCAACUUGGUGACUGGUGACGACUUUGGCCUCAUCAAGCUCUUCGACUUCCCCUGCGCGGAGAAAUUUGCCAAGCACAAGCGCUACUCGGGCCACUCGGCUCACGUGACCAACGUUCGUUUCUCCUGCGACGACAAGUUUGUCAUCAGCGCGGGCGGCAGCGACUGCAGUUUGUUUGUGUGGAAAUGUCAAUAGUCGGCAGCAUCCCGAGCCCACGAGCGGCGGGGACGUGCCUCUCCACCCGGGCGACGGCUCGGCUUCCGCACCAGAUGACGCCGGUCGGCCUUUUCUACACUUGAUGCAAACGCUUUUGUCACAUGGGAACAAGACGCUCGAGGUGAACGUGAGCCAUCAGCUGGGGGGGACCCUAUUUUGGACCUUGUGGUGUUUGUGUGCUUGUAUACUUUGUUUCAGUAGAAAGAAAAAGCAAACCAAAAAAACAGGGCGCUAUGCACGUUAGCCCACGUGGUUGUGCGCUAUCCUAACUCCCAUUCCUUAUUAAUUUGCUGUGGUCGGCUUCCUUGAGGGACGUUAGCGAGGCAAGCUAACAUCACACGCAGCACACUCGCCGACCGGCCGGUGCUAACGGCGAGGACUUGACAAUGUUGUAUCUUAGUGCGAGUGUGGUGUGGGGACGGCAUGUUGCGUAUUCAGUCUUGCUGUUUGUGUGCAUUCGGGGUAACUUGAAGUUAGCCACCUUUUCUUUGGCCAAACAAAAGAGUUUGUUAUUCGCCAUGUUUGAGCGUGCCAAACAAGGAAAUUGACUUUGGUAAAUCACACCCUCUGUUCUACAUUUAGGUGACUAACAACACUCAGGACAUGUGAAAAAUGGCAAAUAUUCUCAAACAUCCCCUGAUCUUAAAUUCCCAAAAGGGCAAGGAAAAACUCAAAACUCCAGCUAGGGGAAAUGAGAAACCUUGAGAAAAAACCACAGAUGGGAAAGUCCCUUAUCCAGGAUGACCAGGCUGGAAUGAAUGCAGAGAGGACACAUAGUACAAACAAUGUAGACAAAUUGAAAAAAUGUUUACCAUCAGUCCCGCGUUUGCUUAGCAUCGGCGGAAGGAGGAAUGCGCUAAGCUUGAGCAUGGCCCACGCAGCUCAAUGGGAUGCGCUCGGUGCUCUUUUUGUUUGUGAGAUUUGAUGGCGGUCAGUGUUUCAUGUUGACAAAGUUUACAAAGUGAGGGCAGAAAAAAAAAACCUUUUCAAUAAAAGGACUCAUGACACACA